UUGUAAAUCCAACUACGAACCUCAAUUAUCCCUUUAUUUUUGCAAGAAUUCUGCGUUUUUUAAAGCGAAACCUUCGAUCUUUAUAAGAAAAAAAGCAUUCCAGUGGAAGAAUUGUUAAGGGAAUUCUUCAACAUGUCUACUCCGAAAAAUGAUCCACUUAUUCAGGUGGAAACAACAUGUGGAACCCUUCUGUACGAACUUCAGAUUAUCUGGGAUGAAGUCGGGGAGACAGAUGCUGACCGUGAUGAAAUGCUGCUCGAGCUUGAAAGGGAGUGCCUGGAAGUAUAUAGAAGAAAGGUAGAUCAGGCAAAUCACUGCAGAGCUCAGCUGCGACGGACGAUUGCUGAUUCUGAAGCCGAGCUUGCCGCCAUCUGCUCGGCAAUGGGGGAAAGGCCAGUGCAUAUUAGGCAGUCUGAUCAAAACGCUGGAAGCUUAAAGGAGGAGCUCAGCAAGAUUCUUCCACAGUUGGAGGAAAUGAAGAAAAGAAAGAUCGAAAGAAGAAAUCAAUUUGUGGAAGUUUUAGAGCAAAUACAAAAGAUCACAAAUGAGAUUUAUGGAUCCUCCGUAUCGAUUUCUUCCAAAACCGUAGUGGAUGAAACUGACUUAUCCUUGAGGAAGCUUGAAGAGUUGCAUAGACAGCUCCAUGAACUUGAGAAAGAGAAGAGUGAUCGCCUGAAGCAGGUUCAGGAUUACCUUAACACAUUGAACUCACUCUGCUCUGUGCUGGGUAUGGAUUUCAUGCUGACAGUUGAUGAGAUUCAUCCUAGUUUAGGUGACCCCAAAGGGUUUACGAGUAUCAGCGAUGAUACAAUUGAGCAAUUGGCAACAUUGAUAAAAAAGUUACUGGAAGUUAAGAUACAGAGGAUGGAGAGGCUACAAGAUCUUGCAACCACCAUGUUAGAGUUAUGGAAUUUGAUGGAUACACCUAUUGGGGAGCAACAGAUGUUUCAGAAUGUUACCCGUAAUGUAGCUGCUUCAGAACAUGAAAUUAUUGAACCCAACACUCUCUCCGUGGAUUUCAUAAACUAUGUUGAGGCGGAAGUUUCCCGGUUGGAACAGUUGAAGUCGAGCAAAAUGAAAGAGCUGGUCCUAAAGAAGAGAUUAGAGCUAGAGGAAAUCUGUAGAAAGACUCACCUGCUUCCAGAUUCAGAUUGUGCAAUAGAAGAUGCCAUCGAAGCUAUCGAGUCUGGGUUUGCUGAUGCUGCCACCAUACUAGAACAAAUUGAACUUCAAAUUGCCAAGGUCAAAGAGGAGGCCCUUAGCAGGAAAGAAAUACUUGAAAAGGUGGAGAAAUGGUUGACGGCAUGUGAUGAGGAGUGCUGGCUUGAGGAAUACAACAGGGAUGAAAACCGAUAUAACGCGGGAAAAGGUGCUCAUCUUACACUCAAGCGUGCUGAGAAAGCCCGUGCCCUGGUUAAUAAACUUCCAGGAAUGGUGGAGGCAUUAGCUUCAAAGACCAUGGCAUGGGAGAAAGAGAGAGAGAUCGAAUUUUUGUAUGAUGGUAUUCGUCUCCUUUCUAUGCUUGAAGAGUACACUAUUUUACGAAAAGAGAAGGAGCAAGAACGGCGCAGGCUGCGGGACCAGAAGAAACUUCAGGGACAGCUGAUAGCAGAGCAAGAGGCACUCUAUGGAUCAAAGCCAAGCCCAUCAAAACCUCAGAGUGUGAAAAAGGGUCCUAGGUAUUCAACUGGAGGUGCUAGCAAUAGAAGAGUUUCCUUGGGAGGAGCCAUGAUGACCACUCAUAAGCCCGAUUCACUUCACCCUGCAAAGGCUACUCCCAAAACGCGUCCUAGUAAGAAAAACGAGCGAAUGCAAAAUGACCAUCUAAAUCAUCGGCAUGAUGACGCCACAGUCUUCUCAGCUAUUAGGAGAGGCCUGGACAUUGUUGACACUCCUGUACGAAAGCAUUCUUCCACUCCCAGAGCCUCAAAUGCUAUCGAACCAGAGUCGCCGUUGUUAGCUCGAAAGCCAUUCUCACCGAUCACUUCUGCGGUCUCAGCGAAAAGCAAUACAACAAACAUGCUAGAAGUAGAAGACAAUGGUGAAAAAUCACACAAGAUGCAUCAUCAGAAUAAUGAUCUCCCAUACGCUACCCCUUUGAAGACAAUUCCUUUUGUGGAUGAAGAAAAUAGGACCCCGAAGGUGAUGCCAUUCCCUUGCACACCUUCGACAGUGUCGGUUCCGAUGCAGACUGCCAUGACGCCAGCAGCCACUCCUGCACCUAUACCUUUCGCCAUUACCAAGCCGGUCGAAGAGAUUGAACAGUCCUUUGAGGAAAGAAGGCUUGCUUCUCUACUUUCUAAGACUCAAAUUACAACAUCUUAUGCCCUUGUACGAGUGUGUGCGAGCUGAAUGUGGACUAAACUGUUGCAAACGAUUGUCGUGGCGAAUGCUACCUUUUAGUUUUCUUAUCAAUAUUCCCCCCCCCCAA
This is a messenger RNA of Hibiscus syriacus, 2431 nucleotides long. RefSeq names its product 65-kDa microtubule-associated protein 3-like. Gene Ontology annotation, cellular component: cytoplasm; spindle. Gene Ontology annotation, molecular function: microtubule binding. Bases 133 to 2352 code for a protein of 739 amino acids. The record is from RefSeq and is a predicted model, not a curated record. Gene Ontology annotation, biological process: microtubule cytoskeleton organization. Lineage: Eukaryota; Viridiplantae; Streptophyta; Magnoliopsida; Malvales; Malvaceae. The transcript is spliced from 13 exons.